This is a messenger RNA of Hippoglossus stenolepis (Pacific halibut), 1902 nucleotides long. It is a transcript of the gene psmd3, whose product is annotated as proteasome 26S subunit, non-ATPase 3. Gene Ontology annotation, molecular function: enzyme regulator activity; protein binding. The transcript has 13 exons. The record is from RefSeq and is a predicted model, not a curated record. The coding region runs from base 162 to 1706 and encodes 514 amino acids. Gene Ontology annotation, cellular component: proteasome complex; proteasome regulatory particle, lid subcomplex. Gene Ontology annotation, biological process: ubiquitin-dependent protein catabolic process; regulation of protein catabolic process. Lineage: Eukaryota; Metazoa; Chordata; Actinopteri; Pleuronectiformes; Pleuronectidae.
AACAACAAACAGCUGAAUAUCGAUCCAUCUGUUUUUGAUUACCUUUGCCUGCGCUGUUGUUUCUGUGAUCGUCUCGUGCUGCCUGCAGUAUCCCACAAUCCUCUGCGCUCCAACAGUUGCCAGUCAUUGUGAAGUUAGCCCGAGGAGAAGAGACAGACACGAUGAAGGAGACAGCGGCCAAGAGGAGAGACAAGGCGGGAGGCCGGGACACCAAAGCCGAGAAGCCCAAGGGUCCGGAGCCGCAGGACGUGGAGAUGCCGGAGGAGGAGUUGACCGGCGCGGCCAAAGUCAAAGAGCAGGACAGCCUGACCCUGGAGGACAUCAAGGAGCAUGUGAAGCAGAUCGAGAAGGCGGUGUCGGGGAAGGAGCCUCGGUUCGUUCUACGUGCCCUGCGAGCGUUACCGUCAACCAGCCGCCGUCUCAACACCAACGUGGUGCAUAAAGCCGUGUGUGGCUUCUUCACCAACAACGCGGCCACCAGAGACUUCCUGCUGGGCUUCCUGGAGGAGCCGAUGGAGAUGGCGGACGGGGACGUCCAGUUUCGGCCGAGGACGGGUAAAGCAGCGUCUGCUUCGCUGCUGCCUGAGGUGGAGGCUUACCUGCAGCUGCUGCUGGUGGUUCAUCUGACCAAUAACAAGAGAUACAUGGAGGCUCAGAAAGUGUCGGACGACCUGCUGCAGAAGAUCGGCUCGAAGAACCGCAGAGCUCUUGAUCUGGUCGCUGCUAAGUGUUAUUAUUAUCAUGCCAGAGUGUACGAGUUCCUCAAGCAGUUUGACACCAUACGCAGUUUCCUCCACACUCGCCUGCGGACGGCGACUCUGCGCCACGACGCUGACGGUCAGGCCGUUCUCCUCAACCUGCUGCUGAGGAACUACCUGCACUUCAACCUGUACGACCAGGCCGAGAAACUUGUGUCCAAGUCUGUGUUUCCUGAACUCGCCAACAAUAACGAGUGGGCCCGAUACCUGUACUACACAGGUCGUAUUAAAGCGAUUCAGUUGGAGUACUCGGAGGCUCGCAGGACUUUGACCAACGCUCUGAGGAAAGCUCCACAACACACAGCAGUGGGAUUCAAACAGACGGUCCAUAAGCUGCUGAUCGUAGUGGAGCUGUUGUUGGGAGAGAUUCCUGACAGACUUCAGUUCAGACAACCUUCACUCAAAAGAUCACUGAUGCCGUACUUCCUGCUCACACAGGCUGUGAGAACAGGUAACCUGGCGAAGUUUAACCAGGCGUUGGAUCAGUUUGGGGAGAAGUUUCAGACGGACGGGACGUACACACUCAUCAUCCGCCUGAGACACAACGUCAUUAAGACCGGUGUACGUAUGAUCAGCUUGUCGUACUCUCGUAUCUCCCUGGCCGACAUUGCUCUGAAGCUGCAGCUCGACAGUCCUGAGGACGCAGAGUUCAUCGUCGCCAAGGCGAUCCGUGACGGAGUGAUCGAGGCGAGCAUCAACCACGAGAAAGGUUUUGUCCAAUCAAAAGAGACCAUGGACAUCUAUGGCACCAGAGAGCCUCAGCUGGCAUUUCACCAGAGAAUCUCCUUCUGUCUGGAUAUACACAACAUGUCUGUGAAGGCCAUGAGGUUUCCUCCCAAAGCUUACAACAAAGACCUGGAGUCAGCCGAGGAGCGUCGGGAACGUGAGCAGCAGGACCUGGAGUUUGCAAAAGAAAUGGCCGAGGACGAUGACGACAGUUUCCCGUGACCUUGUUGAACGGACUUCCUGUGCAGACAGGAAGAAUUUCUGUGUGUUGGCGGCACACUGAUGUUAGUAGAUCAUUUAUAACCCACAAUGCCCCUCUCCUGUCUUUUCUCUGUGGUGUGUAUUCUGCUGUAAUGCUUGAACUUUAACCUUUGGUUUUUUUCUCUCACUGAGAUGAAUAAAAGAAACUUUGAUUUCA